AUGUCUGUGAUGGGGCCCAAUGAAAAGAUGUUGGUGAGGUCCAACAGCACACAGAGUCUGAAGACCGAGGUCGAGAGGCUAAAACAAGAGGAGAAGGAUCAGAAGGAGCGCGAGAGAAAGGAACGACUGGAGCGUCUCAGAGAGGAGUACAACUUUCGCAUGGGCACAAGCGUCAUGGAUCGGACCGACUACGGCGUGAAGAGACCGAACCCCAAGAGUUUCCCCAGCCACUAUGCCAGUCCUCGGCUCGUACGGAAGCCGAAGGGCCAGGGUCAGGUGAACGGCUCGCUGUCCCCGCCACCUGCGCCGAGGAUGUUAGCCGACGCCGCCAAGGUCAACAGCGAGCCUGGCGUCCUGCACAGCAUGCCCACGUCGGCGGCCAGGAAGCUGAACAGGUCCGUUUCGGAGAGCAAGCCGCUCGCCGUGCCGAACAAGAAAUCCCAACUCUCGUCUCCAACCCGGUCCCCCAGCUCCACAUCCAGCAGCCCGGCGCCUCCGAGACGCACUCGGGCCAGCACCCACUCCGAGGUGGAGACCGACCUUCGGCGGAUGGCCCUGGAGAGAGGCAAGGGGGCCAACGCUAACGCGGAGCCACGACCUCGGGUGAAUUCUAUGCCGACACAGAACCGGGUGGCGAAACAGAAAGGCAACAAAACGGGAUCGUUGGACAAUCUCAAGAAGUCUCCAAGAGGAUCGCAAGCCAGUCUGGCUUCUUCCAAAACCAACAGCACCAGAGGUAGCAAGGAUUCCGUGUCGUCGGCGGAGGAAAAUAUGGCAAAACUGUCACUGAGUUCAGAGGGGGUGGCCGACUUUCCACCGGGCAUCGUCGUAGACGGCGACCAGGUCUUUUUCGCCGACGGUGACGUCGACCACACAGCCGGCGGCGACGCAUCCGACGCCCACCCAAAACACGAGAAACGCGUGAAGAAGAGCCCGAUCCCGUCACAGUACAAGGGCUACGAGGUGGAUUACCAGGGACAGUUCGACAACGUGGUGCAGUCCAACUUCAAUGAGAUGCUAGGAAUCCACACUAUCCUGUCCAUGGUGAAUAAGCAGCAAUGA
Molecule: messenger RNA, 1062 nt
Organism: Branchiostoma belcheri (Belcher's lancelet)
Lineage: Eukaryota; Metazoa; Chordata; Leptocardii; Amphioxiformes; Branchiostomatidae
Product: microtubule-associated protein 4-like
Exons: 1
Coding region: 1-1062 (353 amino acids)
Source: RefSeq, a predicted model, not a curated record